This is a messenger RNA of Lytechinus pictus (painted urchin), 3207 nucleotides long. RefSeq lists its product as uncharacterized. The record is from RefSeq and is a predicted model, not a curated record. Lineage: Eukaryota; Metazoa; Echinodermata; Echinoidea; Temnopleuroida; Toxopneustidae. The transcript has a single exon. The coding region runs from base 587 to 2815 and encodes 742 amino acids.
ACUGAGAAAGCUAUGGCUGCUACUAAGAUGACGGAGUAGUGAUGCAGCUCACCUAAUAAAUGUCUGUUGUAAAUACGUUACAAAGAACUGCCUACUGGACUGUGUUUUUAAGUUCCAACCAUGGUGUCAGAUCCUGCAUUAUUAUGCUGAGUAACCCACCGAGCUUUGAGAUGGAGGAAUCAUUGAAAUCAGGCCAGUUCAUUCCAUUUUCUCCCUAACCCCCGUGAGGAGAGAGAUGGUGAAAGACAAAGAGCUUAUUGUAUUGUGUAUCAGUGACUGACCAUUGCAGUGUAUGUUAUGUCCAUAGAAGUUGACUCUGUCGUUGUAUGGAUUUGGAGUGCAUGAAUGUGCCUGGCCAAACUCCAGUAUGACGGGCAGUUAGCGUGACGUUUAUGGGACAUGAACAUUCUAUCUCAGUGAGAGUAGUAAUAAUUGAGCGAACAUAAUUGUUGAAAAGAUACAAAUAUGCUAAUUAUUAUGCUGUUCAUGAGUAUAUGCACAUGUGAUAUGGUGUGUUAAAGUUACUAAAGUAAGACAAAGUUACUAACAUUAACGAUACACAGAGACAAAGACAACAACAGACAAAAUGACAAAUCUAAGUCAACCUCCUCCACUUGACUUAAAGGGAAAUAUUUCCGAGAAUUGGAAAAGAUUCAAACAAAAAUUCACUCUAUACAAUGUUGCCUCAGGAAUGUCAGAAAAAGAUGACAAGUCACAAACAUCAAUGCUUCUACACGUAAUUGGUAAUGCUGCCUUGGAAUUGUAUAAUACAUUUGUAUUUGCCGAGGAUGAGAGCAUGAAGCUUGAGAAAGUGUUGGAAAAAUUUGAGGAAUAUUGCAUGCCAAAACGUAAUCUAACGUAUGAGAGACAUAGAUUUUUCACAAGAUGUCAAUUAGAGCAUGAGAGUGUUGAUCAGUAUGCAACUGAAUUGCGAAGUCGUGCACAGUCAUGUGAGUUGUCUUCGUUGAAAGAGAGUCUUAUACGGGACAGAAUUAUCGGUGGUAUCUUAGAUGAUGGUCUAAGAGAGCAUUUGUUGAGGCUAGAUGAUCUCACAUUGGAUAAAACGUUGCAAGUUUGUCGGGUGGCUGAACAAACUCGAGCGCAGGCCCAAGCGUUGAGUUCCACCGGUGAAAAUGCCUCAAUUCCGGUUGAUUCUCUCAGCAAGAAUAAGAAAUCUCCUGGUAAAAGGUCAAACCAAACAAGACAAACAAAACCUCAAGAUCGUACUAACAAUAAAACAUGUACAAGAUGUGGUAAUAGACAUACCAAAGAAAAAUGUCCUGCACAAGGUAAAACAUGUAAAAAGUGCGGUAAGCAAAAUCAUUUUGCUAAGUGUUGUCGUACCCCGGUAGCAAAAGUCAAUGAAUUGCAACACUUAAAGGUAGAUUCAGACGGUUUCAUGAUUUGUUCAGUUGAUUCACAGGAACAUGAAUCAAGGGAAGAUUGGAAAGUCAAUUUGAUAGUCAAUAAUGAGCCAGUUGAGUUCAAGAUAGAUACUGGAGCUCAGGCUAAUAUUCUCCCUGAAACAAUCUAUCACAAAUUGAAACCGAAACCAAAACUACAAAAAGCCAAAGUGAAGUUAACAGGUUACUAUGAGACAAACAUUCCAGUAAAAGAUCGUUGUUAUGUCCAAAUGGAGUACAAAGGAAUAAAACACAGUGUUCAAUGUUUAAUCAUUCCUGGAAAUCGUCAACCAUUGCUAGGUCUCAGGACGAGUGAAGAGUUAUAUCUGGUAAAACGCGUCUAUCAUGUUGAUAAACAAACAGAGAUAAAAACAGGCAAAACUGUAGUGCAAGAUUAUGACAAUGUAUUUGUAGGAUUAGGAUGUCUUCCAGGCAAACACCACAUCACAUUGAAAGACAAUGCACAACCAGUUCAACAUGCAUGUCGCAAAGUUCCAUUUCCACUUCAAAAGAAACUAAAAGAGGAGCUAGAUAAGAUGGAAAAUAUGGAUGUAAUCAAACAGGUUGAUGAACCGACAGAUUGGGUGUCUUCUCUUGUUGUAGUCAAGAAAAAGAAUGGUCAACGCAGAGUCUGUCUAGAUCCACGUGAUCUAAAUCGAGCAAUCAAAAGAGAACAUUAUAAAUUGCCUUCUAGAGCUGAAAUAACCUCUCAGUUUGCUGGAGCCAAGUAUUUCAGUAAAUUAGAUGCAUCAAGUGGUUUUUGGCAAAUCCAACUUGAUGAAGAUAGUUCCAAGCUUUGUACAUUUAUCACUCCAUACGGAAGAUAUAGAUUCUUGAGACUACCUUUUGGUAUCUGUAGUGCUCCUGAAGUUUUUCACAAGAUAAUACAUAACUUGUUCGUAGAUGUACCUGGUGUCAAUACCAUGAUGGAUGACAUAGUGGUAUGGGGAAGUACACAAGAAGAGCAUGACGAUCGUCUGAGAAAAGUUCUAGACAUCGCUCAAAAAUCAAACCUGAAACUCAAUCGAGACAAGUGUGAGUUCAAUGUGAACCAGAUGACUUUCAUUGGUGACUUGAUCAGCCAAGAUGGAGUCAGACCAGAUCCUAAAAAAGUGGCUGCCAUCAGAAACAUGGCAAGACCAACAUGUAAACAGGACAUACAAAGGUUCUUGGGGAUGAUAAACUACCAAGCAAAAUUCAUUCCAAACCUAUCAACAAGGUCAGCACCUCUACGCAUAUUGCUUGACAAGAAAGUAGAGUGGAUGUGGGAAAAUGAACAAGAAAAAGCGUGGUGCGACCUGAAAGAAGCUCUAAUGAGUCAACCAGUGCUUCAUUUCUAUGAUUGCACAAAACCCACAAAGAUAUCAGCUGACGCUUCAAAAAAUGGACUAGGAGCAGUUCUCCUACAGUAACAUGAGCAAAAUUGGCAUCCCGUAGCUUACGCAUCAAGAGCUAUGACUGAUGCAGAAACACGUUAUGCUCAGAUAGAAAAAGAACUCUUAGCUAUCACGUACGGAUGUGAAAAAUUUCAUCAAUAUAUCUAUGGUCAAAAGAUAGAAGUUGAAACAGAUCACAAGCCACUUAUUCCAUUGUUUGUUAAGUCAUUGGCAGAUUGUCCUCUAUGCAUUCAAAGAUUACUAAUCAGAGUGCAGAGAUAUGAUCUCAAAGUGUCAUAUACACCUGGAAAAUACAUGUUCACUGCUGAUACACUGUCACGAGCAGUAGAUCCAAAAGCAGAAUUGAAUGUUGAAACUGAAGAAGAUAUCAGAGUCUAUGUAGAUAUGAUAAUACAAGCAAUGCCAGU